AGUUGAGCCCAUACAUUCUUUUCUUUUCCCAAACUUCAAUAUAUUUUGCCGUUCCAUGUCUCAAAUCAUCGAAAGCCGAGUGCUUAACUUCGUCAUUCACUUAACCCCGAACCUCAACCCUUAUCGUGCAACAGCUGAUUAUAUCGACACCUUCCUUCUGCCAUGUCCUCUGCCGUCUUGGUCCCGUUACGUGCAAGGCUUUCUGGUAUUGGGGUUGAUAAUAAUGUUCCUUCAAUCAGCCUACAUUAUCUAUCUUCGCUCCAAGACAAAGAAAAUGUAUCAUAUUGGUUUGAAUGCAGUGGGACUCAUACAACUUGAUCGUGCGAACCACUGUGGAUUGUGCUACUUGCUAUAUAGUAUAUUUGCAAUGGCAGAGAUCGUAUGUUACCAAUUCGCACAAUCUGGUCAUUUGGACGAGGGAUGGCCAAAUUUCUUACUAGGCAUUAAGGUUUUGGUUUCGAUUGCAUGUGCCUGGUGAGCGUGAUCUUAUGGCUGUGCAUCUGUCAUUUUGUCUUUGUCAGACAGAGAGCUGUCUCAGACGAUUUAGCCCCGAAGGGACGAUUGCUCUCAACCACUGCAACAUGGGCACUGAAUAUAUCUUUGGUGAUGAUCAUCUUAGUACCAAGUGCAGUCAUUGUCACCGUUUGCUCCCAACUUACCUAUGAAUAUGGUCGUGUGAGACAAGUGGUGAUGCCUGUCACCAAACAUUUACGGCAUUUGGCGCACAAUUGCACCUCAGGAAGAUGUAGCGUGAAUCAUGUUGCAUCCCAAGUCAUUGUACUCACGCGCGCCGUGCAUCACAUUGAUCGUUUGGUACAUGACACAACGGCCAGUAUAUACUUUUAUGUGUUCUGUGAUGCAUUGAGUUUUUUGUUUUAUGUCCCAUUUGUAUAUCUAUUAUUUCAAAGCUUCAAGACUCAACGAGGAUCGGAUCAUUCGACAAAACGACAAACAGGUGGUGUCUUUUCUAACACCGUGAUAGAAGUGGUAAUGAUAUUCUUACGUGUCGUGUUAGGUGUCUGUGCAAUUCGUUUAAUUCGCAAUGGUGAAUUCAUCAUGGACGCAAACUUUUGGCUUAUCCUUCGCAUUGGUAUAACUAGUACCAUUUCAACCUUAGGAAACAUCACCUUGUUCUUGAUCUUAGACAGUCUCAGGAAGAAUGAUACCAUUGACCCCGCGACUCGAAUCUCCCUCUCAAGGUUCACAAGACUCAUGCCAAUAGGUACCCAUAAAUCUGAUGGAAAGUCUUUGGUAUGAUAUUCACAUCCAGAGACUUUGACUUUGAUUGUGACUUUAGUAUUCUCUUCCUCGAUCAGAUUUCAUAUUUUUCACAGCUCUGAAAUCGUAAUCUAUCUCAAUUUCUAACUUUCAUUACAAUCAACUUGUAUCAUUCCUUGAAGCUUCAGUACACUUUUAAGAUGUGUUAUUGGAGUUUUUAAAUAAUCACUCUCAUUUUCUCUUUACCCAUCACAAAGUUAAAUAUGUAUGAAGCCGAUAUUUGGACACCAUUCAUUCAAUUUGAUAUCUAUUAGUAUGGUUCAAGUCAAAUGAAAAUUGUGAUGAGAUG
Melampsora larici-populina 98AG31 is the source of this 1567-nucleotide messenger RNA. RefSeq lists its product as uncharacterized. The transcript has 12 exons. The record is from RefSeq and is a predicted model, not a curated record. Lineage: Eukaryota; Fungi; Basidiomycota; Pucciniomycetes; Pucciniales; Melampsoraceae. Bases 466 to 1257 code for a protein of 263 amino acids.